AUGGACUACCUCCGCGCCGUGCAGAAACGACUCCCCUCCACCGAGCAAAUGCCGACACUAAAAGCACUACAAAACCUCUCCCUCAAAGACGCAACCGCCCAAGUGCCCCAAAGAUUAUCCUUCUUCCGGAAACGGAUCCGCAUAAGAGGCAACAGCAAAGUCAGCGUCCCCCUAUACCUCGUCCUCCUCUUUCCCGUCUUGGUAUUACUCUUAAUACUCCUCCUCUUCGUGCGACAUCCCAACAACCCUGCUGGACGAUUAAUACCCGCGGGAGCACCACCGAGUAUCCGCAAGAUCAGCGAGAAGCAUGAUAAAGUCUUCGUGACGGGAUGUCUAGACCCGAAUGUACAAAAAGAUGCGCCCCGGGCGAACGCGGCGUUUGUGGUGCUGGCGAGGAACAAAGAGUUGGACGGGGUGUUGGAGAGCAUUAAGAGCGUGGAGCGGCAUUUCAAUCGCUGGUUCAACUACCCCUACGUCUUCCUCAACGACGGCGAAUUCAACAGCACCUUCAAAGAGACCAUCCUCAACCACACCUCGGGAACCGUAGAGUUCGGCCGCAUAGGCCCCGAGCACUGGGGCUACCCCGAAUGGACCGACAUGAACGUAGCCAAAGAAGGCAUCCGCAAGCAAGGCGACGCGGCCAUCAUGUACGGCGGCAUGGAGUCUUACCACCACAUGUGCCGCUUCUACUCCGGCUUCUUCUACAAGCACGAACUGCUGCAGAAAUACGAAUGGUACUGGCGCGUGGAACCCGAAAUCAAAUACUUCUGCGACAUCACCUACGACCCCUUCCUCCACAUGGCCCGCUCGAACAAAACCUACGGCUUCACCAUUGCGGUGAAGGAGCUGAAGGAGACGGUGCCGAAUAUCUUCCGCUACGCCAGCGCCUUCAAACGCACACACAACCUCACCUCCCAGGGCCUCUGGGAAAUGUUCGUCGAGCCCAAAGAAGGGUUCAAUCAAGACGGGACGGCGAAAAAGGAUGCGAAACUCGAGGAUCUUCCUAAAGAUGACCCCAAGUAUGCGGAUCGACAGAAGCCUUUGCCGGAGGAUAUUUUGCGGACGGAACCGGGGGCGGGCACGAUCCCGGAGAUUGAUCCCGAGGCGAUGGAGGGGGAGGUGUAUAAUAUGUGUCAUUUCUGGUCGAAUUUCGAGAUUGCCCGGUUGGAUUUCUUUCGCAGUCGGUUGUAUGAGGAGUUUUUCGAGAUGAUGGAUCGGAGUGGGGGGUUUUGGAUGGAGCGGUGGGGCGAUGCACCCAUCCACUCCCUCGCCGCCGGCGCCCUCUUAUCCCCGGCGGAUAUCCACUACUUCCGCGACUUCGGCUACCGCCACACCACCAUCCAACACUGCCCCGCCAACGCCCCGGCCCGUCAAUUGCCACGGGAACCUUACUUGGAGCAGACUACUCUCCAUUCUUUCAAGGAUCGGGGUGCCGGGGAGAAGGCUAUGAGGGAGGAGGAUGAGUAUUGGGCUAAAUGGGAUGGGGAGAAGGAGAAUGGAGUGGGUUGUCGGUGUAGGUGUGAUACGGAUGUGGUGGAUGUGGAGGGGAAGGAGGGGAGUUGUAUUCCCGAGUGGGUGGAGAUUGCGGGGGGGUUUGUUACGCCUAAGGGGCGGGAGUAG
This is a messenger RNA of Recurvomyces mirabilis, 1620 nucleotides long. It is a transcript of the gene omh4, whose product is annotated as O-glycoside alpha-1,2-mannosyltransferase 4. NCBI's taxonomy places the organism in Eukaryota, Fungi, Ascomycota, Dothideomycetes, Mycosphaerellales, Teratosphaeriaceae. Gene Ontology annotation, cellular component: Golgi apparatus; membrane. The record is from RefSeq and is a predicted model, not a curated record. Gene Ontology annotation, molecular function: alpha-1,2-mannosyltransferase activity. The transcript is spliced from 2 exons. The coding region runs from base 1 to 1620 and encodes 539 amino acids. Gene Ontology annotation, biological process: cell wall mannoprotein biosynthetic process; protein N-linked glycosylation.